This is a messenger RNA of Papaver somniferum (opium poppy), 537 nucleotides long. RefSeq lists its product as uncharacterized. Bases 1 to 537 code for a protein of 178 amino acids. The record is from RefSeq and is a predicted model, not a curated record. The transcript has 2 exons. Lineage: Eukaryota; Viridiplantae; Streptophyta; Magnoliopsida; Ranunculales; Papaveraceae.
AUGGGGUUAGCUGAAAAUUGGAUUAAACUCAUAAAUCAGUGUGUUUCUACUGUUUCCUAUUCUGUUCUUUUGAAUGGUAGCCCAACAGGGUUUUUCCAACCUGAGAGAGUUCUAAGGCAAGGGGAUCCCUUGUCCCCUUACCUAUAUAUUAUCUGUGAUGAGGCUCUUUCCUCUUAUAUAGAUAAUCUCCAAAAGAAUGGAACUCUGAAGGGAAUCAAAAUUUGUAAAAAUGCCCCAGAGAUGACUCAUCUUCUGUUUGCUGAUGAUUCUCUUCUUAGAAGAAUUCCUGAACAUAGGAAAGACCUUUUGGCCAACAUCCUGGAUAUUCAAAGCAGAGACUUUGGAGAAAAGUACCUUGGUACUCCAACUGUUUUCCAAGAUUCUAAAAUCCAAACCCACAUGGGCAUUCUUCAGGCUGUGGAUGCCAGAAUUACUGUCUGGCUCCACAAGCUCCUUUCCCAGGCUGCUAGAACGACUUUGGUUAAACAUAUUGAUCAAGCCAUUUCUUUAUUUCAUUUCAGAUGGGGGCAUUUUUAA